UAUCCUCAUAUUCUGCAUGUCUUUGUCAGUUCAAGACGAUAAUUUCUCCGAGCAAUCGAACGCGUAGAAUAUACCAACAGCGGACUCCGAACAACAGAAAACACUCACCACAACUGAAUUCACGAGCAAUUACCGUCUCGUCAGUGAUCCUCACGUCAUGUCAUUACCCAUCGAACCGCAGACCUGGACCAAAGAUGUGUUCAUGAUAUCAACGGAUAAAGCCCUCCUCUCAGUGUCAGCCAUCAACACCGCGUUCGACACUGAUGCCUUGUACUGGACGAAAAGCUACCCCGAGGACGUCCUAAAACAGAUCAUUGAGGGUUCCUUUUGCUUCGGAGUGUACAAGACCAGGCCGACUAUCCCUAGCCAGAAGGGUGAAAGCAACGGCAUCUCAAGUGAUAUUCCAACACACUCAAAAGAAAAUGUAGAUCAGAUCGGAUUCGCGCGGCUUAUCACGGACAAUGUGACAUUCGCGUAUCUGACCGACUUGUACAUCCUCCCGGAAUAUCAGGGUCACGGUCUUGGGGGCUGGCUGAUCGAUUGCGUGGAUGAGGUAAUGCGACCGCUGCCGUACUUGAGGUGGUUUAUGUUGCGGACAUCGACCGAGAAGAGUAAGCAGGCGUACGAGACGCGUUUGGAAAUGAGUGUUUUGGACACGAGCUGUGCCAGUGAGGGAGCAGUCAUGAUGGGGAGGAAGGGGAAGGCGAAUAUGGCUUGAUUUGUCCUGAGAAUCGACAAUUAGAAGUGGAUUUCUGGGAAGGAUCGGCGGCUUGUAAGCUUGAGA
This is a messenger RNA of Aspergillus pseudotamarii, 784 nucleotides long. RefSeq lists its product as uncharacterized. The transcript has a single exon. Gene Ontology annotation, molecular function: acyltransferase activity, transferring groups other than amino-acyl groups. Lineage: Eukaryota; Fungi; Ascomycota; Eurotiomycetes; Eurotiales; Aspergillaceae. The record is from RefSeq and is a predicted model, not a curated record. Bases 158 to 718 code for a protein of 186 amino acids.